CCCCCAGCAGACUUCUGGAGUUUUCCAUGCGCUAUGUGUUGGCCAUCCAUUACUUCAUAGCCAUUCCUGCUGUCUGGCACAGAGAAAAAGCAGAUGGCAAGGAACUGUGGCACUGUCAGAUCCGAUCAGACCCAGCUGGUGUUUUUAGCCAGAGUUGGGAGGGGGGGAGUGGAUGUGAUCUGGAUUACAUCCCAACCUGCAAUGACCGUAUCUGCGUUGCGUGCAGACGGUCUUAAGUUCAAACCCUGACAUCUCCAGGUAGGGCUGUGAAGGGAGCACUGCCUGAAACACAGGAGAACCACUGCCAGUCAGUGUAGACAAUGCCUGUCUCUCUUUCUGCAUCCAUUUUGUGUUAUGCCACUCCAUGGCAGCCAUUUUGGGACUGGUGCCAUGGCACUUUCUCAAAAUUCCGAAUGUGCCCACUGGCCUAGGAAAGCAGGUGACCCCUGCUGAACAGUCUAACAUACUAUUUCCAUAUCUUCCAUAUCAGCCAGCUCUGAGCCUUGAACCUGCCUGGGUCACUGCUAGAUGCAAGGUUCAUGACAAAAAUAGCCUCCCAUUGGCUUCAUUGGGGGCAGGGUGAGGAGGUUAGUCCAUGGGCCAGGGGCAGAUCCCCCCUGGACCACAUCUAGCCCAUGGGCUGGAAGUUCCCCAUCCCGGCUCUUACCAUUAUACUCGGACUCCAAUGUUUGGCUGGCAGCAGCUUCCUUCAGCUCCACACCCGUGUAGAAGUGAAGCCAGAACAACAAUUGCUUGAGAUUGUGAUCACAGCGACUGUUGUAAAAACCAAGCAGUCAUUCCAGAGAUGUAUCCAAAUUCAAUCCUGUAUUUCAGCCAAAAUCUAUUCAUCAUAACCAGGGUCACUUUCCAAACUGAGAGUGGAAGCCUGAAUGUAUAGAAAUUAUAUGUUUAAUGUACAUGACAUAAUCCCCUAAGUAGGCGAUCAGUUUCAGUUUCCAGAAAAGACUUGGAUAUUAUUCUGCUUGAGCAUGAAAGAUUAUCCUCAAGUCAGUGUUCUUCUGGACCGUGGAUUGGCAUCUGUGGUGUGCUGGAGUUUGUUAGAGAAGAUAGUACAAAGUCUUCCAGCAGGAGAGUCUGACCUGGGUAAUUCUUGGGCCUGGAGGCGGCUUCUAGACCAAGCAUCUGUUCUGUGGCAGAUUCUUUUCCAAAUGUUCACAGACUGGGUGAAUCCAGUGGUUCUAGGACUUGGCCCCCAUGUGAAGGGGAAGGAUGCUCCUGCAAGGCACCUCCAGCACCAGCUGCAGCAUGGCUCCUGCACCUACACUUUCCUGCUGCCAGAGCUUGGGGGCUGUGACUCGCCUGCUGCCGAAUACCAGGUUUCCAACUCACUCCAGAGGGAUGCUCCCUCCCUAGCCGAGGCCAAGUGGCCAGUAAAGAGGCUUCAGCAGCUGGAAAACAUCAUGGAAAAUAACACCCAGUGGCUACAGAAGCUGGAGAACUAUAUCCAGGAUAGUGUGAGAAUGGAAACAUCUGACAACCACAUCAGUGCUGUGCAGAAUCACACAGCGGCCAUGUUGGAAAUUGGCACCAGCCUUCUGAACCAAACGGCUGAGCAGACUCGCAAGCUCACUGAUGUAGAGAUGCAGGUUUUCACCCAGACCUCGCGGCUAGAAAUCCAAGUGCUGGAAAACUCCCUUUCUACCAACAAGCUUGAGAAACAGCUGCUGCUGCAGACUCAGGAGAUCAGCAAACUUCAAGAGAGGAACAGCUUCCUAGAGAAGAAGGUCCUAGCUAUGGAGGGGAAACGUGAGGAAGAGCUUCAAGGCCUCAGGUCUGAGAAACAGGAAAUGCAGAGGUUGCUGUCCAAGCAGGUGGACCUCGUUGGGCAUCUGGAACAGCGUCUGGGCGCUGCCCUGGUCAACAACACAGUCCUCCAGAAACAGCAGGCCUCCCUGGCAGAGACUGUGAAGCUCUUGAUAGGCUUGGUGUCCCAGUGCAACCACAUUUCUCACGUCCGCCCAGAAGAGCAGAAGACAUUCAAGGACUGUGCAGCUGCAUACAAAUCAGGGUUCACCGCCAGUGGCAUCUACACACUGCAGUUCCCCAACACUACGGCCACCGCAAAAGUCCUCUGCGACAUGGAGACCAGUGGAGGCGGCUGGACUGUAAUCCAGCACAGGACGGAUGGUUCUGUCGACUUUCAGCGCACCUGGAAGGAGUAUAAACAGGGCUUUGGGUCCCCACCUGGAGAGCAUUGGCUGGGCAAUGAUUUCAUCCACUUACUCACCACACAAACUUCCUACUACCUUCAUGUCAAACUCCAGGACUGGGAAAACAAUGAGGCCUAUGCCUUGUAUGACCACUUCCAUGUAGGGCCUGAGGAGCAUAACUACCGGCUUUAUGUCGGGAGAUACAGUGGCACAGCUGGUCGCACGAGCAGCCUUAGUCCCUCAGGGACAGACUUCAGCACCAAGGACGUCGACAACGACCACUGUGCAUGCAGGUGUGCACAGAUGGCAGGUGGAGGCUGGUGGUUUGACGCUUGUGGACCCUCCAACUUAAAUGGCAUUUAUUACCCACCCAGCCCUGCCAUGAACAGGUACAACGGCAUGAAGUGGCACUACUGGAAAGGCCCCAGCCAUAGUCUGAAGGUGACCACCAUGAUGAUCCGCCCUGUGGAUUUCAGAGAGGAAUAAGAGGAGCUCGCCAUGUGGCUGAGAUGGUUAGGCUCCAGCAAGAUCAACUGAAACUCAAAUGCAGCGAUGUGUCUCUGUGCAAACUUGUGCAAUCUCUAAGGGGGAACUAUGGGUGGGUGUACUUUCUGGGAGUCAAAGAACAUCACUGUACUUGAUAUUGGUGGCCACAGGGGGCACUAACCACAGAAGAAGCACAAGGUAUAUAUCCCAGAUGCAUCCUUGCCUGUCCUGUGUAUAUAAGGAACUCCUUUAAAGUCCAGAAUCCUGAGGCUGAAAAUGGCUUGACUUUUAACAGGAGGCCUGGGGAGGGUGUGUGUAAGAGAAAGCAUUUAUGGCUUGAAAACAUUCAGGUGCUGCAGGAAGAGCUGAGCUAGACUUUCUGGAGUCAGGCAGAAACCUCUUCUGCGCUCUCUGUGGCUCCUGGUUUACACCUCCGUGAGCAGGGUAAAUUCGGAUAAUAUGUCCAUGUGUACUUAAUAAUUCAGUUUGGAGGACAAUGCACUCACUGUUUUGUGUGCCUUUAACGGUAAGUUUGAACCUUUCUU
Molecule: messenger RNA, 3202 nt
Organism: Podarcis raffonei (Aeolian wall lizard)
Lineage: Eukaryota; Metazoa; Chordata; Lepidosauria; Squamata; Lacertidae
Product: angiopoietin-2-like
Exons: 11
Coding region: 990-2657 (555 amino acids)
Biological process (GO): Tie signaling pathway
Molecular function (GO): receptor tyrosine kinase binding
Source: RefSeq, a predicted model, not a curated record